GUCGCGUCGCAAUGCGCAGCCGCGCGCGGCCAAACUACAUCAUGCUGCGCAUGCGCAGAUGCUCGUGACGCUCUGCCGCGCGGCUAGAAUCGCGUGAGUCGCACCUUAGGAAUCGUACCUUUAGGGCGACUCUGGCUCGCGCAACACUGGCUCUUCGCCUCUGUGCGCGUGGCACCGAACAGGCCUGCAGUCUUCGCGUCGGUAACGCGCCUCUUGCAGACUUCAAGCGGCGACCCUGGAAUUUUAUGGCGGAUUAUUCAAGGCAAGUGUGCUUCAGUACGAAAAUGUCACGAAAAGACAUUCGCAAGUCCUCGUACUACGUGUGGUCACUGGGGGUCGAGCUGGCCAGAGGAUUGAGAGGUCCAGAUGUAGUGGAGGAGGCACUGCGUAAGCUGCUGUUGCGUGUAUCAGAAGACGUCCCGUACGACCCGGUCAAAGUGACCUUGCAAGUGAGCCACAAGGGCGUGAAGGUCCUGCAGAACACGACGUUCCGCCGGAGCAGCAAGCCGGAGGCGAAGGAGCUGGUGCCGCGCGACGGCAUCAUGUUCGCGCAGCAGGUCCAAGACGUGGUGGCGUUCGUGGUGCUGAGCGAGUCGAGGACGCAGUGGCCGCUGCGCAUGCACGCGUACCGCUGCGACUCGGUGGAGACGGCCCACAACCUGACGAACCACCUGCGCGUGCUGACGGGCCGUCCCGAGCACCAGCAGCGGGUGGCGGGCUUAGAGGCGCAGCUGAGGUCGCAGCGCGCGCCGCAGGCCGAGGCGAGCUCCGAGUCGUCGGCGGGCUCCUCGUCAGGCGAGAUGGCCGGCCUCUACAUGUCCCUGGCUGCCGAGCUGCGCGAGAAGCUGUCGCUGGGCUCCAAGGAGCCGCUGCUGCUGCCGCCCAAGGACUACGACACCAUCAGCCGCCAGAGAGGCAACAUGGCCGCCGUGGACCUGCGGCGUGGCUCCAGCAGAGGCAGUAGUGGCAUGGACUCGGACCACGCCGUCAGCCCCUCCAAGUCGGAUGAGGAAUGGGCAAAAUCUUUGGAUGAUGACCCAGUUCCUAUUGCUCUUACAGAAAAAAAGUCUUCCAAUGUUUGGCGAACUAGAGGUGAAACUGAAUCGGAACUGCCCAGUAGGUUUGAACAAGCAUCGCUAGAAAGUUGCCUGAUACCAAACAUCACCCACAAUCGGACAAGUGCAGACCGACAACGAUCUCCUACGCCGCCAUCGCAACUAUCUGCUGGCAAGAUGAAGUCUGCUAGUGUGAGUGAACCUGUAUCCCCGCAUGACCGUUUCAAAGAUGCAAAGGAAAAAUUUCUACUUCUGGAAAGAGAAAGUUUAUCAAAACAAGUGACAGAAAUAGGCUGCAGAAGUGUUCGAUCAGUGGAUACACCAAUAUUGUCAACUUAUGAAAAAGGAUCUCUUUCUUAUGAUGGAUACGCAAAGGUUGGAAAAAAUACGUCGAAAUGUUUCAAUCAUGAUAUUCCAGAAGAAAGGUUACACCACAGUUACGAGGCAAUGGGGAACUUUCCUUGUCAUGACAACAGAAAUCCACAUGAAAAUGACUGUGUCUAUUGUCAAAAUGUUCGUCGGUUUAGAGCUAAGUCAUGUAGUGACGUAAUAGGAUCAUCAGAGUAUUGCUUAUCUUACCCAGGAAGAAGUGAUAGCAAUAAGAAAAAAGGCAAUAUUGAGUGCCAAUGUGUGGGUGAACCAAAAAAUUUUAAGUACGGUUACAUGGUUGAAGACAUUUCUGUCGAAAACUCAUCACAGUUUAUGGCUCCCGUGGAAAAAAUAUCAGACUGGCAAAGUAAACAAAUGCAUUCUAAUGUUUAUGAGGAAAAUGACCUUGAUAAAUCAUCACACAGGUUUGGCAGACCUGUUGGAAAUAUAGGCAAGCAAAUGAUAAACAACAGUUCAAUAAUAGAGCAUGGAUAUUUAAGUGAUCGGCAGCAUUCUGCUAAACCUGGAACAUCACAUGAUAGGUAUCACAAACCUCGUCACGAGGCUGACAGAAACUUUGAAGGAACUGGCAAGCCUCGUUCAAAGUUUGGCAUUUUGGAAAGAGAUCCUUAUAGACAUUCACAUGACUAUGUCAAAGAGUUGAAGCAAAAAUCAUGUCAAGACUCAAGCUGUUCAGAAUCAUCAGGGGGAGAAAAAAGUGAACUUUUAGUGCCAAGGCAAGGAAACAUGAAGCGAAAUCCCAGCUAUCAAGAACUGUCUGAUCAUGAGAGGUUUCCGGGCUUGGAUCGUGAAACAGCUCGAUUGCAGCACCACAACAUAGUUAAUAUGUCUCCUUCAGAAUCAAACUCGGCACGGAAUCGCCACAGCUACGCGGAGCUCGGUGUGCAUGGAUACAAUAAAAACACGAAACAAUUCCCACAUCACAAGCAACUGCAGCAAACAGCAAGCAAUGCCAGUUCAGGUCGGGUUGGUUUGGCAGUCGUUCAUAGAUUUUAAAACAAUUGAAUGGUUGUAAGUGUUUUAUUUUAAAUCACAAUAUUUGUGUAAUUACUUGAGUCUGAGACUUGUGUGCUUGUUUUUUGCAAGUAAAAUCUGUAAAUUCUUUAAUGUUAUUCUUAACGCUUAUAAAAAGCUAUUGUGUUAAAAUCAUAAGUUUAUGAAUGAAAUAUAUGAAAUAAAGUUAUUCCGUUUUUAAAAUUGUAAGGAAUGUCAAGGGAAUGAGAUUAAAUCGUUAGUAGGUAUUAUAUGCUUAAAACAAUAUUAAGAAGGCUGUACUAACUAGUGCCAAAUUAAAAUUUUCAUGCUACUCAUCAUUUAACCAACAUCUAUCUUAAGUUAAGUGUUAACAAUGCUCUAUUACUGUUAUUUCUUUGAAGAAAUUUUGUUUAAUUUGAUUAAACUAAAAGUGUUAAAAUAUUUUUUGUAAUACUCUCAUUGGCUUUCAAAUCAGAUAUUCUGGCUGUAUUAUUUUAUCUCUGAAUGUGUUUUAUUAAUCUUUUUAUUCUGCUACAAAUAAGUGUGUAUUUAUUGAUAACCUUUUAUAUGUAUAUUUUUUUCUCAUUUUAGCAUAGAUCUGAAUUUUUGUUACACUGUUAAUUAUGUGACAGCUAGAGAAAAUUUAUCUUGGGAAGUCAAUAAUUUUUGUUAAUUUCAG
Bacillus rossius redtenbacheri is the source of this 3099-nucleotide messenger RNA. RefSeq lists its product as uncharacterized. Lineage: Eukaryota; Metazoa; Arthropoda; Insecta; Phasmatodea; Bacillidae. The transcript has 3 exons. The record is from RefSeq and is a predicted model, not a curated record. Bases 246 to 2441 code for a protein of 731 amino acids.